CACUCACACCUCCAGAGGCUUUCUCAUCGGUCGUGUCUGGUCCUGAUCAGAACCAGAGGUUCUGGUGACUUCGUUCAGCUCCAGGGAUCAAGCUGGCGGAGGACAAGACGCAGGAAGGAGACGCCGAGCGGGCGGUGCUCGUUCGGGUCGAGGUGGAGCAGGAGCUGCCCAUGUCGGUGACGCUGCCCAUCGAGGUGCAGGCCGGCUCGGCGCACCGACCCUUCCCCUUCCUGGACACCACGCUGGCAGACCUGGGCAUCCAGGAGUCGGACGUGAAGGAGCGGGUGGUGUGGGUGGACACCAAGAAGACGCAGGUGAAGAACAAAACGGGGAAGCUGAAGGAGAAAGAGACCACCGUCCUGGAGGUUCGAGUGAAAGCUCAGAAACCCGGAGACAAGCAGCUGCAGGAGGUGCUGUACAGCACGGAGGCCCACACCGACCGCUCCUUCUGCCGCACCGGGAUCAACAUUCAGCCCUGGAAGCAGAACCACGCAGAAACAAACGGACUCAAACCCGUGGAGAUAACCGUGGCGUUUGACCAGGAGAACCACCGGCCCGGACUUACCGAGGUCCAGGACCACUGAGAGAUCCGAGUCUGAAUCACCAACAGGAAGAAAACAAGACUUCCUGUUUGACUAAACCACAGCAGAAAAAUAAACGUUUAAUUUAUUUAAAAGCCUAAAAUAAUAACUGUUUGUGCAGCGAGGCCGACUGAGCUGCUGCUUUUGUACAAUUCUGUUUUAACUUUUUCUUUUACACUAAAAUGUUUAAAAUGUUUACAGAGGAGGUGAAGGAGUUUAUUUUAAUAACAAAAAUCUGAGUUUCUUAAGUUUAAUUCAGAGUUUUACACAAACCAGGUGAAAAAUCUGAACAA
This is a messenger RNA of Nematolebias whitei (Rio pearlfish), 874 nucleotides long. RefSeq lists its product as uncharacterized. The transcript is spliced from 4 exons. The record is from RefSeq and is a predicted model, not a curated record. Lineage: Eukaryota; Metazoa; Chordata; Actinopteri; Cyprinodontiformes; Rivulidae. Bases 171 to 584 code for a protein of 137 amino acids.